AUGAACCCACCCGGACUUGGAGACUUCGAUCUUUCACCUGCUCUACCGGCCAACUUCCAGGAAGAUAAUUGUUGUCUGGUCAACUACACAGCGGAUGAUGUCGAUGACGCGUAUAUCACGCUCUUUGCAUUGCAAUGGGAGCCACCGGAUUGGUUCCGGCGGGCUAGAUUGGACGAAGAAUUAUUCAAUAAGUUCGAUGUGCUCAAAGAAUAUCAAAGAGCAGUAGACUGA
Molecule: messenger RNA, 231 nt
Organism: Penicillium maclennaniae
Lineage: Eukaryota; Fungi; Ascomycota; Eurotiomycetes; Eurotiales; Aspergillaceae
Exons: 1
Coding region: 1-231 (76 amino acids)
Source: RefSeq, a predicted model, not a curated record